AAACUCAUAAACCCAUAAACAGCUUCUUGUUUGGUAAAAAGGGUCAUUUUUUUGUAUAUUUAUAUUUCAUUUUGUUGGUUCAUUUUGAGGAUAUUUGAUACCAUGAAGGUUUCUGGCUUUUGUGCUGUUUUCUUGAUGGUUGUCACAGUUUUUACCUUUUUUAGCUUCUCAGGUACCAUCACAAGUCCUUCUUGGUUUCCAGAUUUGGUUGGUACAAAACGUGCUGAUAAAACAACACCAAUUGCAGUUAGCAGAAAACUUAAGGAAAAUGUCAAAAGCAACGACAAAAGCGAUCCCGACGAUCGCGUAAGUCUUGAAGAUUACAACCCAGUUGAUCCAGCACCAGGUGGAGAUCAAAAGGAUGUUAGACCAGGACCAAUUGAACAUGGAACUCCUCUUAUGCCAUUCAUACCGAAAUCUCCACCUCCUAAGCCUGGUCCUGGAGAUUAUUAUUAGGAACAACUUGUUCUUCUGUUUAUGUUAUAAGAAGCAAUACUAAAUAAGGCAAUAAUGCAUAAAAUAGUAUACUAUAUAAGUUAUGGUUAUUCUGGUUGUUGUGAUAAACACUAGUAGUUUGUAAUUUGGUACUAUAACAUAUAAGUGACUAUUGUUUGGUUCCACUUAUCUAGCAUACAUCGUUAAGUUGAGAGGCAAUACCAGAAUUCAUAGAGUUUGUUAGUGUGUAAAAUUGGCAAAUAUGUGUAAUCUAAUGUAUACUUUUGGAAGUAUUAUGUGUGCUUGUUUGUAAUUUAUAAGUGUUUUUAA
Messenger RNA from Lathyrus oleraceus (garden pea), 765 nucleotides. RefSeq lists its product as uncharacterized. Bases 103 to 456 code for a protein of 117 amino acids. Lineage: Eukaryota; Viridiplantae; Streptophyta; Magnoliopsida; Fabales; Fabaceae. The record is from RefSeq and is a predicted model, not a curated record. The transcript has 3 exons.